UCCAGGAUUAUACGGAGUGAAAGUGGAGAUAGCUCUCUCUCUUUCUAUCCUUAACUCGAGCUGCACGGAUUCGCGAGUGGUCACUCGUUUUCCUUUAUCGCGACCGUCUUGCCGUCCAGUUUAUUUAUUUAUUUAAUUAUUAUAAGUGGUGUGUGUCCUUUGGAAUAAGAGAGAAUAAGAACUAUGCGUUUCUUGAUCCUUCUGUUAUGUGUAAUCGGCGCGUGGUCGCACACGUUGGAGGAAAAAGCUCCCGAUGGUAACAAAGAGAAGGGACUGAUUGAAUGGAUUAAUAAUUGGCUUGGCUCGACUACGCAUUCACCGGUACUGCCACCAGUGCAACCGUCUAAUGAUCCUCCCGAAGACUGUCCGGCUUGUCAAUGUGGUAUAGCCCGAACUCGGCGGCGUAUUAUUGGCGGUUCCGAAACGAAGACGCUAGAGUUACCUUGGAUGGUCGCUCUGAUGUAUGGUGGUAGAUUCUACUGUGGAGGAUCGCUUAUAUCCGAUCUGUAUGUGUUAACCGCAGCGCAUUGUACUUCUGGUUUCCGCAAAGAAAGGAUGACCAUUCGUCUGCUAGAACACGACCGGUCGAUGGCCAAUGAAACGAGGACAGUGGACAGAAACGUGUCCCGCAUCAUCAGACAUAAGAUGUACAAUCCUAACACAUAUGAUAAUGACAUUGCGAUUCUGAAAAUGGACCAGAGGAUCGACCUCAGCAAUGCUUUGAAGAAACGCGCCGGCGUAGAAGAGGGUUCAGAUGAUAAUGACUUCGGCGCGAGACCGGUUUGCUUGCCGGCCGCUAACUUAAAUUAUAACAAUGCAACCGGCAUGGUCUCUGGUUGGGGAACCACGGAAGAAGGCGGAUCGGUUUCUAAUACACUCCAGGAGGUCCAGGUACCAAUAAUGUCCAACUCCGCUUGCCGUUCCACGUCCUAUGGCAACCGUAUAACGGACAACAUGAUCUGUGCGGGCUAUGACGAGGGCGGCCGUGACGCCUGCCAAGGGGACUCCGGUGGUCCGUUACACGUACUCAACGCGAACGCGGCUUAUGAAGUUGUCGGUGUAGUAUCCUGGGGAGAAGGUUGUGCGAGACCAGGGAAGCCAGGCGUCUAUGCUAGAGUCAACAGAUACUUGACUUGGAUCAGCAGCAACACUAAAGAUGCUUGUUAUUGCGAAUAAUUACAGUUAAAGAUGGAUAUAUUCUCGUUUAGAUAAGGGAAAGGUCAUCAAUUUUAAUCAAGUUGGCCAAACUGAAAUAUAUUUUAAAGGAAAAUUCUACAAUGAAGGCCAUUCAUUGCAAAGGAAUUAAUUAGCAUCUUUAUCAUCAAUAUUAUUAUCAACAUUCUUGAUAAUGUUUGCAAAAUUGUGCACAAUUGUAUAUUUUCAACAUCAAUGGAGCUGUAUUUAUAAAUAAAAAAAAAUCUUUACUGCAGUGAAUCUUGAUGAGAUAUCAGUAUGAUUUCUCAUUGAAAUACC
Zerene cesonia (dogface butterfly) is the source of this 1473-nucleotide messenger RNA. RefSeq names its product trypsin-1-like (gene P37k). Gene Ontology annotation, molecular function: serine-type endopeptidase activity. The record is from RefSeq and is a predicted model, not a curated record. The transcript is spliced from 7 exons. Gene Ontology annotation, biological process: proteolysis. NCBI's taxonomy places the organism in Eukaryota, Metazoa, Arthropoda, Insecta, Lepidoptera, Pieridae. Bases 184 to 1176 code for a protein of 330 amino acids.